AUGAAUAUAGUUGCCAAGUGGCCAGGUGCAACCCAUGAUGCGUUCAUCUGGGCUAAUUCUAACAUUAGUGAAAUGUUCGAAAACCGAACAAUAGGACACGGGUGGCUGUUAGGUGACAGUGGAUAUCCACUGAGGCCUUGGCUUCUCACACCUGUUCUUAAUCCAGGGACAAGACAACAACAAGGAUACAACGAAGCACAUAUGCAGACAAGACGCAUUGUGGAGAGAAGCUUUGGUUUGCUGAAAUCGCGUUUCCGGUGCAUAGACACAAGUGGUGGCACACUAUUGUAUACCCCUAAGAGAUGUUGUGACAUUGUCAUCGCUAUUGUUGUAUUGCACAACAUUUGUAUAAUACAUAGACUUCCAUUACCUGCAGACAAUUUUGAAGACCGUGGACGUCUUGGCAGACAACACUACAAUGGUAAUUUGAACGACGGAGCUGCUGUGCGUCAGAGACUGAUUAAUGGCAGAUUUUGA
Molecule: messenger RNA, 477 nt
Organism: Mytilus californianus (California mussel)
Lineage: Eukaryota; Metazoa; Mollusca; Bivalvia; Mytilida; Mytilidae
Product: putative nuclease HARBI1
Exons: 1
Coding region: 1-477 (158 amino acids)
Source: RefSeq, a predicted model, not a curated record